Molecule: messenger RNA, 627 nt
Organism: Ostertagia ostertagi
Lineage: Eukaryota; Metazoa; Nematoda; Chromadorea; Rhabditida; Trichostrongylidae
Source: the annotation of a GenBank genome assembly
AUGUUCCCCGGUGUUCAGCAACAACCUCCAGUGCCAGGAGCUAUGAACGAUGUUGAAUUCGAAGAAAUAAUGAACAGAAACAGGACUGUCGCUUCCUCUGCGAUUUCUCGAGCGGUCGCAGACGCCGCAGGAGGUGACGUGAAGUCAGCAACGGAAACUAUUUUAACGGCGAUCUCUCUUAUAAAGCAAAGUCGUGUGGCGCAGGACGAUCGUUGUCGUGUUCUCGUUGCAAGCCUACAGGAUACGCUGAAUGGAAUUGAAACCAAAGCGUAUUCGGGUGGUGGAGGAAGCAGUCGUAGCAAGCAUCGCGAUAGAUCACGUAGCCGCUCCCGCGAUCGCGAUCGCAAGCGACGACGCCGUAGCCGUUCAAGGAGCCGGUUCUGUUGUAUUUCCCAUGCGUUCGUUGUUCGAGUAAGGAAGAAGAAAGGCUACGUAGCUUCGGUGACGUCGCUUCCGUCAAAUCUCAACAUGGUUACGGGUGACAUACACGAGUCUGAAACGUCGGCGAUCUACUUGUCCUACGUUUUAUUCUUUCAGUUUGCUCUCAAGAUGCCUUGCAAUAAAUCGUCGAAUUUCAUUGUGCAACAUCAGUGUUGUCCAUGGGGAACUAUUGCGAAAUUGAAUUUA